Molecule: messenger RNA, 1572 nt
Organism: Gastrolobium bilobum
Lineage: Eukaryota; Viridiplantae; Streptophyta; Magnoliopsida; Fabales; Fabaceae
Product: sugar transport protein 13-like
Exons: 5
Coding region: 1-1572 (523 amino acids)
Biological process (GO): monosaccharide transmembrane transport
Cellular component (GO): membrane
Molecular function (GO): monosaccharide transmembrane transporter activity
Source: RefSeq, a predicted model, not a curated record
AUGGCUGGCGGAGGCUUUACCACCACCGGCGGCAGCGGCGGGAAAGAUUUUGAAGCAAAAAUAACUCCGAUCGUCAUCAUUUCAUGCAUAAUGGCUGCCACCGGAGGCCUUAUGUUUGGAUAUGACGUCGGCGUUUCAGGUGGUGUGACAUCCAUGCCACAAUUCUUGAAGAAGUUCUUUCCAGAAGUGUUUAGAAAGACAGUGGAAGAGGAAGGUGUAAACAGCAACUACUGCAAAUACGACAAUGAAGGGCUGCAGCUGUUCACGUCGUCUCUGUACCUUGCGGGUUUAACGGCAACCUUCUUCGCGUCGUAUACCACUCGAAGGUUGGGUAGAAGACUCACCAUGUUAAUAGCAGGCUUAUUCUUCAUCGGUGGAGUUACCUUUAAUGCUGCUGCUCAAAACCUUGCCAUGCUCAUCAUUGGCAGGAUCUUACUUGGUUGUGGUGUUGGUUUUGCAAACCAGGCCGUGCCAGUUUUUCUUUCUGAGAUCGCACCUUCAAGAAUACGUGGAGCAUUGAAUAUAUUGUUCCAGCUCAAUGUCACCUUUGGCAUUCUCUUUGCUGAGCUAGUCAACUACGGCACCGACAAAAUCAAAGGUGGGUGGGGUUGGAGGGUAUCUCUGGGUUUGGCUGGUAUCCCAGCACUGCUCCUUACCUUGGGAGCUUCAUUGGUGGUGGACACCCCAAACAGUCUCAUUGAGCGUGGUCGCUUUGAAGAAGGAAAAUCUGUUCUGAGAAAGAUUCGUGGCACUGACAACAUUGAACCUGAAUUCUUGGAACUUGUUGAGGCAAGUCGUGUGGCUAAUGAAGUGAAACACCCUUUCAGGAAUAUCCUCAAACGCAGGAACCGACCCCAACUUGUCAUUUCCAUUGCCCUCCAGAUUUUUCAGCAAUUCACUGGCAUCAAUGCCAUCAUGUUUUAUGCUCCAGUUCUUUUCAACACAUUGGGAUUCAAGAAUGAUGCUUCCCUCUACUCUGCUGUGAUUACUGGUGCUGUUAACGUCCUCGCAACUAUGGUCUCAAUCUAUUCAGUGGACAAACUUGGACGUCGAAUGCUGUUAUUGGAAGCUGGUGUUCAGAUGUUCUUUUCUCAAAUGGUGGUAGCGGUUAUACUAGGAUUCAAGGUUAAAGACCAUUCUGAGGAUCUCUCAAAGGGUUUUGCAGCGUUGGUGGUUGUUAUGGUGUGCAUUUUUGUUUCUGCAUUUGCAUGGUCAUGGGGUCCUCUUGGUUGGUUAAUCCCUAGUGAGACAUUCCCAUUGGAGACUCGUUCAGCAGGGCAAAGUGUCACUGUCUGUGUCAACUUGCUCUUCACAUUUGUCAUUGCACAGGCCUUCCUCUCUAUGCUUUGCCACUUCAAGUUUGGCAUCUUCUUUUUCUUCUCUGGAUGGGUCUUGAUCAUGUCCACCUUCGUGCUUUUCCUGGUCCCCGAGACCAAGAAUGUCCCCAUUGAAGAGAUGACAGAGAGAGUGUGGAAGCAACAUUGGUUGUGGAAGAGGUUUAUUGAAGAUGAUUAUGUUAAAGAUGAGAAAGUAGCCAAUGAUAAAGGCUUUGAUCCGGCUUCUCAGCUGUAA